AUUGCUGGCGAUGUUUUCGCGUGCAAGUGGGUAAACAGACUAUCGACGCCGGAACUUGCUAAUUACUCCCCAUCUCUCUGUCGUCCCUAUUUAGCCUUUAUCUUCUCACUGGCCUGCUGAUGGCACCAGUUUGCUGCUUUCCAGCAGCGCCGCAGGUCGGGACGGGGACGCGCAUCCCCGGCGUGCGACGGAGCAGCGGCCCCGAACCAAGAGCCCCCGCUCCGCGCGCCCCGUGUCCCUUGUCCUCAAGCCCCGUGUUUAACGCUAGAUGGUGGUAUCUUGAUGAAGCUUCGACCCGAGGGCUGCCCGACACUGCUGACAGUGGCAGGAAAACUCCCUGGAAAAGCCAGUUGCGACGCGCCGAGCCCGAUGUCACGCCGCGGCUGCCCGGCCGGGGGAAGGAGAGCCCCCCCCAAGAGCACAAUGGAGAUGGACAAAAUAUUCCUGCAGCUGUGUGAGGAGGUCACCAGGCUGCAGGAUCUGUGUGCAAAGCAGGGCAAGCUCCUCCAGAAGCUGACUGCCAGGAAGGGCCCUGUCCUCGAUAUCCCCAUGUCGCUACCGAUCCAGUGCACGGAGGACAUGGUCACGGAGGAAGGGGAAAGGCCACCGGGCAGCCACCAGAAGUGCUCCGAGGCCCCGGAGGGCUCUGCCCACCCCCUGGUGCAGCCGCACGCUGCCAAUGCGCCCGGCUUUGACAGCAGGAACCCACCGAGUGCCCCAAACGGCAGAGUCUUCGACGGUGGGGCUGGAAGAGCAGCUCUUGCUGUGGCUUUUGGCAGCAGCAAGGCAGAGAGAAGUGAGAAUAUGGAUAUAGACACGUGGCUGAAAAACUGUAGGAUGCUGCCUAUAAUGAAUAGCCCCGAGGAAGAAGUGAGAGCUUGCUGCAGCCCGCGGGAGUUUGCGGCACCAAGUGCUGAGGCUGUGGACUCCUUCCUGACCCUCUUGGACCUUUACAAAGGCCCAGAAGCCCUUCAGAAGGAAGAUGCUCCCAGUGAAAGCCCUCAGCCUGCUGAAGAAAAGGCGCCGGUGGAAAUCCGAGGGCCCAUGAAGACGUCCUGGACGCCAGGCUGGAUGCUGGAGGAUGCUCCGCUCGGGCAAGGUGACGUCCUCACCUCCGAGGCCGCUCAGACUUACGACAUUUGCCAGGCAAUUUUCCCCUCGGAUGCAGCAGCCCAAGCAGACUAUUUAAAGCACGUCUUAACCCAUAUGAAGUAGGACUUUCCACUCGUUAAGCCUCCAUAUUUGCACUGCGACCACAAUGGGCUCUGGACCUUCGUGAGAUCCUGCUGCUGGAUCAGCUCAGGCAGCAAUCCUGUUCCCAGUAAUCCGGCAUGCUCC
Oxyura jamaicensis (ruddy duck) is the source of this 1338-nucleotide messenger RNA. RefSeq lists its product as uncharacterized. Gene Ontology annotation, biological process: canonical NF-kappaB signal transduction. The coding region runs from base 283 to 1215 and encodes 310 amino acids. The transcript has 5 exons. The record is from RefSeq and is a predicted model, not a curated record. Lineage: Eukaryota; Metazoa; Chordata; Aves; Anseriformes; Anatidae.